This is a messenger RNA of Rhinolophus ferrumequinum (greater horseshoe bat), 2253 nucleotides long. It is a transcript of the gene HRH3, whose product is annotated as histamine receptor H3. Bases 303 to 1628 code for a protein of 441 amino acids. Gene Ontology annotation, molecular function: histamine receptor activity. Gene Ontology annotation, biological process: adenylate cyclase-activating adrenergic receptor signaling pathway. The record is from RefSeq and is a predicted model, not a curated record. Lineage: Eukaryota; Metazoa; Chordata; Mammalia; Chiroptera; Rhinolophidae. The transcript is spliced from 3 exons. Gene Ontology annotation, cellular component: membrane.
CACACGGCAGCGCGCUGCACUCGGGUCGUAGGGACGCUCCCGCAGAGGCUCUGCUCCAGCUCCGUUCCGGCUGCAGCGGUCGUGCCGCUGGCCCCAUUUGGCUCAGAAUCCGGCCCGGGCCCCCUCGGUGCCGCCCGCCCCGGCCUCGGCGCUCGCGGACCAUGUGCCGGGCACCCCCCGAGGAAUCCAGCCGGGCCGAGAGUCCGCAAACACCAGACUCCCGGGCCGGGGCCCCUCCCGCCCGCCCAGCCGGCGGUCCGCGCCCUGCCCUGCGCCCCGGUGCCGCGUGAGCCGGCGAGGCCAUGGAGCGCGCGCCACCCGACGGGCCGCUGAACGCGUCGGGGGCGCUGGCUAGCGAGGCGGCGGCGGCGGCGGCGGCGGCGGGCGGGGCGCGCGGCUUCUCCGCCGCCUGGACCGCGGUGCUGGCCGCGCUCAUGGCGCUGCUCAUCGUGACCACGGUGCUGGGCAACGCGCUGGUCAUGCUCGCCUUCGUGGCUGACUCGAGCCUCCGCACCCAGAACAACUUCUUUCUGCUCAACCUCGCCAUCUCCGACUUCCUCGUGGGGGCCUUCUGCAUCCCACUGUAUGUGCCCUACGUGCUGACUGGCCGCUGGCCCUUUGGCCGGGGCCUGUGCAAGCUGUGGCUGGUGAUGGACUAUCUGCUCUGCACCUCCUCCGUCUUCAACAUCGUGCUCAUCAGCUAUGACCGCUUCCUGUCGGUCACGCGUGCUGUCUCCUACCGGGCCCAGCAGGGCGACACGCGGCAGGCGGUGCGGAAGAUGGUGCUGGUGUGGGUGCUGGCCUUCCUGCUGUACGGGCCGGCCAUCCUGAGCUGGGAGUACCUGUCGGGCGGCAGCUCCAUCCCCGAGGGCCACUGCUAUGCCGAGUUCUUCUACAACUGGUACUUCCUCAUCACGGCCUCCACGCUCGAGUUCUUCACGCCCUUCCUCAGUGUCACUUUCUUCAACCUCAGCAUUUACCUAAACAUCCAGAAGCGCACCCGCGACCGGCUGGACGGGGUGCGGGAGGCGGCCGGCCCGGAGCCCCCACCCGAGGCCCCGGGCUCCCCGCCGGCCGUGUGGGGCUGCUGGGGCUGCUGGCCGACGGGGCGUGGGGAGGCCGUGCCGCUGCACACGUACCGGGGCGGCGAGGCAGGCGAGGCGGCCCUGGGGGGCAGCGGAGGGGGCACCGCGGCCUCGCCCUCCUCCAGCUCAGGCAGCUCCUCUCGAGGCACAGAGCGGCCCCACUCGCUCAAGAGGGGCUCCAAGCCAUCGGCGUCCUCGUCGCUGGAGAAGCGCAUGAAGAUGGCGUCCCAGACCAUCACCCAGCGCUUCCGGCUGUCGCGGGACAAGAAGGUGGCCAAGUCCCUGGCUGUCAUCGUGAGCAUCUUCGGGCUCUGCUGGGCCCCCUACACUCUCCUGAUGAUCAUCCGGGCCGCCUGCCACGGCCACUGCGUCCCCGACUACUGGUACGAGACGUCCUUCUGGCUGCUGUGGGCCAACUCGGCAAUCAACCCCAUCCUCUACCCGCUGUGCCACUACAGCUUCCGCCGCGCCUUCACCAAGCUGCUCUGUCCCCACAAGCUCAAGGCCCAGCCUCACAGCUCCCUAGAGCACUGCUGGAAGUGAGCGGCCCUCCUGGCAUCUUGGGGCCCGGGCUUCCCUGGGCGGCACCCCGGGUGUGAACCAGGCCUUGUCUGCAGCCCACCCGACGUGCCACGGCAGCCUCUUGGGCCAUCUGCCUGCAGCGGAGGCAGCUUGGCGGGCUGGCCAGAGGGGCCCUCGCUGCCUGAGCUGGAAUGUGGGUGGCUCCCCUGCCACUCAGAUGCUAGCCCCACCUCAGGAGGGACAAUCCAGCGCUCUCAGCCUCGAUGCUCACCCCCCACAGUGGGAUAGUGGUGUCCACCCUCUGCACAAUUGCUGCUGGUGUCCUUGCCAAAGCAAACGCCUGCUGUGUGCUCCAGGCUGCUUGACCCAGCGGUCUGCCCCUGCACGCGCACACCUGUCUGUACACACCUGCACACCUUUCCCCGCUCCAAGCCUGGGCCCCCAGCUCUGCUGCCGUCCGUCCCCUGCAUAAGCCUGGGUCCGGCUCCUUCAUUCCUCUUCCCUCCAGCUCUCUCUGCCCCCAAAGUGCCAAGUGGCCCCCAGGAACCUCGCAGCCAUUCUCUGCUUUCCCAUUCUGGAUGUUUCAGGAAGACAAAGAACAAGAAAACACAUCCGUGAACUCGAUGUUCCUUGGAUGUUUAAUCAA